UUUGCUUUCUCUCCCACAUCCUUUCCUGGGCCAAUAUGUGUUAGCGAGCAACGCUCUUCUCCGAUUCCCGAGUGCCUUUUCUUGGGCUUGCCGAGAGCCUCUCGCUCGGUUAACCACAAUACAGUUUGUCUCAUUACUCCCGGCCCAUCGCACUAGAGCUGAGAGGCGCAUGCGCGGCUUCCCUCGCUCGACUCCGCGUGGCGGAGGAAUCCCAUUGACCUUACGACGUUGUAGCGUCAUAAAGAACUUCGCGCGGGGUGAUGCGGCCGGAGUAGCCGCAGCGCUGAGAUACAGACCAGUCUUUGAAAAAGAGUCACGGGGGGGCGCCGCCUUCGCAGAGGAGGGGGGGACAGCUCCUGUAAGACGAGUGACGAGGCCGGCGGGGAGGAGGGAGGAGAGUCGGAAGGAAGGAAGAGAGGAAAAAAGAGCGCCCGGCCUCCUGCAAGGCCGGCACCCCCUUCCGGGUCUCCCCGUCCUGCUGUUCGCUUCCGCCAAGCAGUCUCCGCGCUUCCUCCACAGUCGGAAAAUAAUCCCCCUCCUUCCUUUCCUCCUUCCUGCCUGCCUCCUCGCGCGCCGCCCUCAACAGGCUCCGCCGCCGCGAUGGCGCUGAAGAGAAUCCACAAGGAACUGAAUGAUCUGGCACGUGAUCCUCCAGCCCAGUGUUCAGCAGGGCCGGUUGGAGAUGAUAUGUUCCAUUGGCAAGCUACAAUAAUGGGACCAAAUGACAGUCCCUAUCAGGGUGGGGUGUUCUUCUUGACAAUUCAUUUCCCAACAGAUUACCCCUUCAAACCACCUAAGGUUGCAUUUACAACAAGAAUUUACCAUCCAAAUAUCAACAGUAAUGGCAGUAUUUGUCUUGAUAUUCUACGGUCACAGUGGUCUCCAGCAUUAACUAUUUCAAAAGUACUUUUGUCCAUCUGUUCUCUGUUGUGUGAUCCCAAUCCAGAUGAUCCUUUAGUGCCUGAGAUUGCACGGAUCUACAAAACAGAUAGAGAAAAGUACAACAGAAUAGCUCGAGAAUGGACUCAGAAGUAUGCGAUGUAAUUAAAGAAAUUAUUGGAUAACCUCUACAAAUAAAGAUAGGGGAACUCUGAAAGAGAAAGUCCUUUUGAUUUCCAUUUGACUGCUUUCUAUGAGCCCACGCCUCAUCUUCCCCAGUGCACAUGUUUACCUGAUACAGCAGUGCUGCGUGUUGUACAUACGUGGAACAACAAAAUACUGUAUUCUAUACCAACAUUGACUCCUAGCAAAGAAAUGUGUGUGAAAAGCCAGUUCUUCAGUCAAAGUCUAGUUGUGAGCAUAAAAGCAUUCCUAAAAGAUUUAAAUUUGGCAUAAAACCAAAAGUGGGGGGAAGGGUAAAGAGCAAAGGCUUCAUGUGGGGACUUUCAGUGAUUCAGAAGGAGAACUUUUGUUAAAGUGGAAUCCUUUUAAACUCAUAACUGUUAUGAAAAUCUUAAGUGAAGAACUUGAAGCUGUUUCUGUAUUUUUAUUCUGAAGGACCUACUUAGGUAAAUGUAUGACCAACAAGAUCAAACUGUACCCACAUCCUGUGUUUAAAGGUCUAAGUUUAAUUGGUCAGCAUUUAAAUGCAUUGGAGCUAUUAGUGCAUCAAGUGAUGUUGAUUUUGUUUCAACCUCCCUCUCCCCCCCUUCCCUUCAUAAUUUUGGUUUGUAUGUGUUUUCUCAGUUAACAUAGCUAAUAGCUCUUAUUUUCUUAAGUUUUUAACUGCUUAGGUCUUUCUGGAUGUAAGGGUAAAAAUUCAUUUGACAGACUUGUGUAUAUUUAAAGACCCAAAUGCUCCCUUGGAGCUUGUACGUUCAAGAAUGAUUAAUCUGUGUAAUAAACUGAUUACUACAGUCAUUACAUACAACUGUGUGAAUAGGCUUAAUUUUUUAUGGGCUAAGGUUAAAGGUAUUCUUGUUUUUUGGAAAAUUUCAUUUGAGAAUCAUGAAUCUUUAAGACUUCAUAAUAAAACACUGUAUCUCAGAAUAAACAGGUCAGUGAGACCAACUUCAAGUAAGGUGUGAAAGUACCAAUUUCCAUGUUAAUCCAGCAUACUGGAAUUCUAGAUGCUCGUAUGGCAGAACUUGACUGUUAAAUAAGCAGCUUGCUAUUUGAGCACCAUUUCACAAAAUUUUGUUUAGCAUGGGACUAAACCCUGUCUUAGGUAAGGGAUUCCUUAUGUAAUUGUUAAUAAUGGCUGUAAAAGGAUAAAUGUUUUACAAAAUGCAUCAGCAUAAACUGCCACAAAAUGUAGCUUUUAAAGAUUGUUGCACUAAACACUUGGAAAUGUUCACUGUACAUGUAAUAACUUGAAUGGCCUUCAUUUGAAAACUAGUGAAAAUGUAGUUUGAAGUUCUACGUGUUAAAUGAGUGUCCCCCCUCCCCCCAACAACCUUAAUGUGAAUAAGCUUAAUCUGCAGUAGAGAGAUGCUGGGCUUCAUCUCAUUCAGCCACAGUGCUCUUCCCUAUCUAUUUUCAAAUAUAUCUAUACACUCUUGCACAAUUAAGGAAUAAAUGUCCACUACUUUGUUUUA
Rhineura floridana is the source of this 2537-nucleotide messenger RNA. It is a transcript of the gene UBE2D2, whose product is annotated as ubiquitin conjugating enzyme E2 D2. Gene Ontology annotation, biological process: ubiquitin-dependent protein catabolic process; protein K48-linked ubiquitination. The transcript is spliced from 7 exons. Gene Ontology annotation, cellular component: nucleus. The coding region runs from base 601 to 1044 and encodes 147 amino acids. NCBI's taxonomy places the organism in Eukaryota, Metazoa, Chordata, Lepidosauria, Squamata, Rhineuridae. The record is from RefSeq and is a predicted model, not a curated record. Gene Ontology annotation, molecular function: ubiquitin conjugating enzyme activity.